Molecule: messenger RNA, 892 nt
Organism: Quercus robur (English oak)
Lineage: Eukaryota; Viridiplantae; Streptophyta; Magnoliopsida; Fagales; Fagaceae
Product: 3'-5' exonuclease-like
Exons: 1
Coding region: 437-892 (151 amino acids)
Biological process (GO): nucleobase-containing compound metabolic process
Cellular component (GO): cytoplasm; nucleus
Molecular function (GO): 3'-5' exonuclease activity; nucleic acid binding
Source: RefSeq, a predicted model, not a curated record
GGUUCAAGAACACACUUACUCUUGGUAUGAACAGUCUUGAGCCAAUCAAUCCGAAUAAAAUUUUCAUAUUCGCACAAAUCUUAAAAAAUAUUUACAAAAAUCCUACACUUGAAAGUGUUGUACUCUAAUUUCACAAAAAUCCUUUCAGUCAUUCACAAAAAUCAUACACAACUUCGUUCUCUCUCAAAUCUCAAACCAAAACCAAAGCAAACCCCUCUUCAAAACCCAGACCCACUACACCCACAGCAAAGAAAAUAAGAUAGCAGAGAGAGAGAGGCGGAUCGAAGUCACAGUCGCUGGAGAUGGAACCGUCUGAGCCGAUGCAGUCGCUGGAGAUGCAGUCACUGGAGAUGAAGUGAACCAAGACACCCAUGACCUCUUCGAAGUCACUCUCGAGUCCAACCAUAUCUAGACCCUCGUCACCCAUACUCCCCAAAUGGUCGACUCCUGGCUCUCCGACAUCUACCGCAUCCACCGCCGCCGUCUCCAUCGCCUCAUCGUCGGCCUCGACGUCGAGUGGCGACCCAGUUUCAACCACAACAUCGAAAACCCAGUUGCCACUCUCCAACUUUGCGUGGGUCGACGCUGCCUCAUCUUCCAACUCAUCUACGCCACUCACUUCCCCAACUCGCUCAUCGAGUUUCUCAGCGAUGAGGAUUUCACUUUUGUUAGAGUUGGGGUUGAGAGUGAUGUGGAGAAACUGUUGGAUGAUUAUGAUUUGAAAGUUGGGAAUGUGGUUGACCUUUGUGGACUCGCUGUGGACUGGUUGGGGAACAGGGAUUUGAAGAACGCUGGGUUGAACGGUUUGGCUCGAGCUGUGCUGGGACUCAAGGUACAUAAGCCGAGGCAUGUAACUUUGAGUAGCUGGAGGUCCACGGAGGUUGAGAGAUGA